GCAGUGUGUCUCAUCAUUAGAAAGUUGACACGACAGUAAAAGUCAAUUGUAAAAUUAAUCAGACUCGGAGCUACUAUUGUUGCUUAUCUUCCCUGAGGAUUAGUGUGUAUAUUUACCUAAAAUUAUUUGUGCUGCAGUGAAAAAUAUUGGAAAUAUAUCGUUUUUUAUUCUGGAUUUCAUUCUUGUUUGUCUAUACAACCAAAUUUAGGAAUCAAUACCUUACUUACAGUACAUUUAACAAAACCCUAUCGAACUUGGCGAAAAAUGGAUACAUUUUUGUGGAAGAUAUGUCUUGUAUUGGCUGUGUGUUCAUUGACAGCAAGUGGAUGCAAUCCUUCGCAGAAAAUUCAGAUACAUCCCCAGUCACAGUAUUGCGACAGUCAGUUCGUAAUACGAGCAAAAAUACUGAAAACUACAGCGCUGUAUGACUACAUCCUUAGGCACUGCAUUGAAAUGGACACGCCCACUACAGCAGACGACAUGUGGUCAAAAUUAGAUGAAUCUGGAAACUCCUUUUUAGAUUCUCGAGCAAAAUCAUGUCCGUUAAGCAAAAAAUAUAUCCGAAAGUUCCUUGAUAAUCUACAAGAACUUGGUAUUAACAUAGAGGAAACAAUUGAUGAGCAGGAAACGAUUGAAGAAGAUCCCUUACUGAGCUCCAUAGUGACCACGGAGGAAGAAGAUGAGGAUGGAAACGUAAGAAAAGAGAGUGGGGCUAAACUGCUAGAUCGUAUUUUUUCUAAAUUUGACAAAUAUGGCAAAAGUGGUCCCUCGGUUCACUUGGCACGCAUCAUAUAUAUCUACAAAGGAAAUGACUUGCUCUCGACUUCCAAACUUGUUGAAAUAUUCUCUACUGACUAUGUUUUCGACGAAAAUAGUAUCUACGUCUUAUCGGGUCACAUCGACAGCGAUAGCGUUCCAGAUUCCAAGUAUGGCAACCUAAUUCGAUCUAAGAUGUUUGAAGGUCGCCUCAACGUUCUUAAUGAACAUUGGGUGGUAAAAUAUCCAGAGAUGACCCGGCAACAAUUCAGAGGAUUAAAAGGAAUUUACGAAAGUAAUUGUAAUUGUAAGGUUUACGAAUGUGAAAGCAGCAAAGAAUGCAACCACCGAAAAAACAAGAAGAAAAAGAACAAGAAAAAUAAAAAGAACAAGAACAAGAAGUCAAUUGAAUCUGCUACAAACGCAACUCAAACAGAUCAUAAUAUAACCACGCAGUGCCAAUGGGUACCAUCGCUCAACACAUGUGCGUAUUAUUUCGGAUCAUGCGUUUAUACCGAAGGAGAAGGAUGCGCAUGGAAAAGGGCACGCGCAUACAAGCAGUGUGAACGAAUGUUUGAGGGAGUAGAGCCAAUGGGAUUGGCGUAUUAUGAUCAAGGGCAGUAAGGGACCUACCUCGUCAAU
Anneissia japonica is the source of this 1398-nucleotide messenger RNA. RefSeq lists its product as uncharacterized. The coding region runs from base 265 to 1380 and encodes 371 amino acids. The record is from RefSeq and is a predicted model, not a curated record. Gene Ontology annotation, cellular component: extracellular matrix. Gene Ontology annotation, biological process: negative regulation of endopeptidase activity; negative regulation of membrane protein ectodomain proteolysis. The transcript has 4 exons. Lineage: Eukaryota; Metazoa; Echinodermata; Crinoidea; Comatulida; Comatulidae. Gene Ontology annotation, molecular function: metalloendopeptidase inhibitor activity; protease binding.